Messenger RNA from Indicator indicator, 1104 nucleotides. It is a transcript of the gene BMP15, whose product is annotated as bone morphogenetic protein 15. Lineage: Eukaryota; Metazoa; Chordata; Aves; Piciformes; Indicatoridae. The record is from RefSeq and is a predicted model, not a curated record. Gene Ontology annotation, molecular function: cytokine activity; growth factor activity. The transcript has 2 exons. Gene Ontology annotation, cellular component: extracellular region. Gene Ontology annotation, biological process: BMP signaling pathway; SMAD protein signal transduction. The coding region runs from base 1 to 1104 and encodes 367 amino acids.
AUGGCUUUGUUCCAUCCCUUCACCAGCCUCCUCCUCCUCCUCCUCCUCCUUGCUGUGCCUCUCUCUGGGGCUACAAACCAGUCCCUGCUGCUCCCUGGCUCGCUGCCUGCUGUCCCCCCCCUGCCCCUCCUGCAGGCCCUGCAAGUGCGGGCACCAGGCAGCCGGGGCUGGCAACUGGGGCCAGCAAGCAGACAGCCCCUGCGCUACAUGCUGGAUCUGUACCGACGUGCUGCUGACCGUGAAGGGCGACCACGCCAUGGCCGCAACCUGGGCACCAACACUGUCCGCCUGGUCCAGGCCAGUUCCCACGGUGGUCUACCCUGGGCAGGUCGCUGGUACGUGCAGCCCCUCACCUACCGCCUGGAGGGCCAGUCCAAGGCAGAGCACCUCCUCCGAGCCACUGUGGUCUACCUGCCCAGCCUGCCACUGGCCAGCGGUCGCCUCCUUUGUGCCCUGGAGCUGGCGGCCACCGGUGAGGCACCCGGGUUGCUGCUCAGUCCUGCUGUCCACCCCCGCCACAGUUGGGCAGAAGCAGAGGUCACCCCCUACCUGGUGCCAGGAAACGGCAGCACAGGGAGCCUAGAGCUGCGGCAUGUCUGUGUGCGUGCCGGACGGGCAGGCGGUCAUGAUACCCCAGCGGCUCCCAGCCACCCCUUCCUCCUCCUCUACCUCAACGACACCCGGGCUGGGUUGGCACCUCCAACAGGAGAGCCGCAGAGACACCGGCGUGACACAGGGACGCUGGCCCACGAUCUGCCUGGCUACCUGCGGGAGAAGGGAGGGGAGAAGAGUGACUGCUCCCUGCGCCCCUUCCCUGUCAGCUUCGCCCAGCUGGGCUGGGACCACUGGAUCAUUGCUCCCCACCGCUACAACCCGCGCUACUGCAAGGGUGCUUGUCCCCGCCUGCUCCGCUAUGACUACCACGCACCCAAUCACGCUGUAGUGCAGAGCUUCGUCCAUCAGCUGGUGGAUGCCAACGUGCCUCGGCCGUCCUGCGUCCCCUACCGUUACAGUCCCAUCAGUGUCCUCAUGAUAGAGCGCGACGGCGGCAUCCUCUACAAGGAGUAUGAGAACAUGAUCGCAGAGUCCUGCACCUGCCGGUAA